This is a messenger RNA of Westerdykella ornata, 2830 nucleotides long. Its product is annotated as YL1-domain-containing protein. NCBI's taxonomy places the organism in Eukaryota, Fungi, Ascomycota, Dothideomycetes, Pleosporales, Sporormiaceae. Gene Ontology annotation, molecular function: ATP-dependent H2AZ histone chaperone activity. The transcript has a single exon. Gene Ontology annotation, cellular component: nucleus. Bases 323 to 2656 code for a protein of 777 amino acids. The record is from RefSeq and is a predicted model, not a curated record. Gene Ontology annotation, biological process: regulation of DNA-templated transcription; chromatin remodeling.
GUACAUGACGCAUUAUGACUUGCACUUGACAAAAUCAGUCAAUCAUCUUCUUUUUGCACCCAACUUGGGCAGGAUGCAUUUCAUCAAUUGGCCGCAGGUGUUGUUUUGGAGAGGCACAGGCGGCUGUUGCGUUUCAGAAGCCUUGAGGGGAUGGAAGGGCUUGGCACUCGUGUGUUCCAAGGUUCCCCGAGUGUGAAACAGCCACACGCACGCCACAACCCCGGCCGAUAACCCUGCCAGCCCUGUCUUGCAUAUCACCCAAACCGCGUCGCCUACACUUACCUUCCUCUGACAUCAAACAUACCCAACCCGACCGACCACCAUGCCCGCCGAUUCGGAUCCAGGCGACAACAUGGAGGUGGAUAACGAAACACCCACCAGUACGGCACAUCAUGCGGCGCCUGCUGCUGCGUCAUCGCCCGAAGAGAGCGAGUCGGACGAGCUGCCUGCGGACCUCAUGGUCGUUUCGCGCGCCCGGAGAUCAAACGCCGGCAACCGCAUGUCGACGCUCCUGGCCCAGGCCGCCGAGGAGGAAGAGUGGGGGGAGGAAUGGGAGGAAGCUCCCAACGAGGAAGACUUCGUCGAGGAGGCCGCCAACGACCAGGACGACUACAAUCUGGAAUCGUCGUCGUCGUCUGAGGACGAGGACGAGGGCGCCGACGACGAAGCGGGGGAGAAGGAGCUGCGCCGUGCCGAGAGGCAGGAACGCAACAGGAAGCGCAAGGCUGUGCCCAAUCCUUUUGCUGCCCGUCUUGCUGCUGCCGUGCGCAAGAAGGUCAGGGUCGACGUGCCUCACACAGAGGUUCAGCCCGUUCAUGUACCACGACCCAAGAAGAAGUCCGAACGAGCAUCAUGGAUCCCCAUGCCCGAGGACGGCCCGACACGAACUUCGUCUCGGAAGUUGACGGUAGCAAACAAGGAGCAUACAUUGGCCAAGCUCAAGGAGAAGGACAGGCGGCGGGAUGAUACACUCGCUAUGAUGAAGGCCGCGGAGGCCCGGAAGGCGAAGAGCGAACAUGCAGAGCUCACGCAGGCCGAACGGCUAGCGGAAGCAGCUCGGACGGAGAGGAUGAACAAAAAGAGCCUGCACAGAUGGGAGGAGGCUGAGGAACAGCGGGCCGCAGAGAGGAAGGCGAAGCUGGAGGCUCUCAAGAAUCGCCAGAUUGAGGGUCCUUACAUUCGCUUCUGGAGUGGGCCUGCCAUCUGGGUGGACGACAAAAUCAAGUAUACGGGCAAGGAUGCGCCCAAGGUGGAAGAGCUGAGAGAGAAGCUGAACAAGGAGAUCCCUUCCCCAUCCAAGUCGAAGAUGGAGAAGCAGGACGGUGGAGACCAACCUUCCGGUCCUGCACACGAACCUCCGCAUGACCAGAUUGAGAGCCAAUCUCCCCGGAUACAAGGUGAACCAGUCCAGAGCCAGCAGCAGACGUCACAAAACCAUGCCGAGGAACCACAAUCGCACGCUGUACAGGUCCAGCAACCUCAGCAGACGACGGGUCCCGAUGUCCAAAUACAAGAACCGAAUCACACCUCCCGCGACCACGCAUUUCCAGACACUCUCAUGUUCCCGCCCCCGCAGACGACGCACUCGUUUCUGUCGGGUAUAGAGCAAUAUGCUACCGACCAUCCAUCCGUACCGCAAGACCCUCACCAGCCAUCAGAACCCAUCUCCUCACAAAACAACCUCCAAUGGUCCUCGCCGCCAGCGGCAAACGCUACUCAGAACCCCGUCUUCGACCCCAACGACCAAUCCUCAAUUCCACCAAACCCCUUCUCGCAGCCCUACCACCCCUCCCCCUUCUCCCAACCGCACUUCCCUCCCACCACCACCGACCCGGCCUUAGCUCACAACCCUCCCGACUCGCGCUUCCUUCUCCAACAGUUCCAACGCCCCCCUCCCCCUGCCCAGUUCCAGCCUCCGGCCCCUCCUCGCAAGAAGCAAAUCCAAAAAGCCCUCCGCAACCUCCUCAUCCUCUCCUCGUUCCCUUCACUUGACGACCUCCCGCCGUCUUCCACAGCAGCAACAGCCAUCUCAAGCACUGCCCGCGUCCGCACCGCGUCCGCCCUCCGCGAUCGCGACCGUUCUGCCCUCAUCCAAAUCUCCCGAUCCCUGUUCGGUUGGUCCCUACAAGAUGCGACAGCCUUUGUCAACGCGAUGCUCAGCGCACCGAGACUCUCAAAAGCCAAGGCUGAGAAAGCUGCUGCAGCGGCGGAUAAUGCUGAGCGCUGCGUCAUUACCAAUAAACCAGCCAAGUACAGAGACCCGCGGACGGCGCUGCCGUACAGGGAUCGCAAGGCUUUUCAGGUGUUGAGAGGGGUUGUGAGCGGGGACUUUGUCUGGUGCGGUGGUUUGGGAUGUUUUGUUGGUGGGAGAGGCCGGGGGGGACAAGGAGUGAUGACGCCGGCUAGAGGCGUGCCAGCGAGAUUUUUGGAUGGGGGUAUGAAGGGAAUGGCUGCGACUGGGAGGCAAGGUGCUGGUAACGUCGCUCCCGUGAAUCCCGCUGCUACCCCUGCUGCGAAUACAAGUGCUGCUCCGGAUGGUGUCGGCACACAUAGUGUGGCAGCUGUGCCAGGAGGGACGUCUGCACAGCAGCAGAAUGCAUCGAUGAUGAGCACGCCUGUAUCCCAAGUUAAGCUUGAGGGACAGCCAGGGCAGUAGGAAGAUGAGUGUACGAGAGACGGUAGCAUAUUAUUAGAAAGAUAUCCUAUAGACCUGGGCUCUAUCUUUUCAGGCCAUGGUAACGAAUCAAUGUUGUACUUUGUGGACAAAGAGUGUGAGUAGGGAUUAGACUUUACCGUUGGUGAUCGUGGGUGAGUGGUAUAGGCUGUGAAU